AUGGAUGAAGAGUUGAAUCAGCCCCUUAGUGGUAUUUUUCGGUAUGCUGAAGAAUUAAGCAAAGAGGAUAGUGAUACCAACGGUUCACCAACUACCUUUGAAGACCAGUUGACUGAGAAUCUGCGUAGCGCAGUGACCUUCUAUGAUUUGAUUUAUUUGUUUCAAAGCAUAGGGAUCAUCAAGAAGGAUAACGUUAUCUAUAAGGCACUUGCGGUAGGGAAAAUAAAUUCUGGGAGCAGGCUACUUUUCUUACUAUUAGUGGCCAGAAAGACUUUUUUGAAGUUACUUCGGUUAGUUAGGCUAUGGUACGCCUUAAAAAACGUAUUGCCGCCAGCUUCGAUCAAAAAGAAAUAUAAUGAAACCAAAAGUCGUGUCAAAAGGAGUAUAUUACGCCUUUCAGUAGACCUGCUAGAUACAUUGGUCUACUUAAUAGUUGUUCUAAUUGACUUAUUUAAAUUUAAGGUUUCGGAUAGUACUAGGAAGCUAUCCCGGUUACUUUUUUGGAUUCUGCCAGCGUUGAACUUUGCACACUAG
Molecule: messenger RNA, 534 nt
Organism: Eremothecium cymbalariae DBVPG#7215
Lineage: Eukaryota; Fungi; Ascomycota; Saccharomycetes; Saccharomycetales; Saccharomycetaceae
Exons: 1
Coding region: 1-534 (177 amino acids)
Source: RefSeq, a predicted model, not a curated record